UUUUAUGUAAAGGAAACUUUAGACUGUAAAAAGCAUUUCAUUGAAAAAGUGAGUAAACUAAUUGCCUUCAACUUAAGUCAACUUAACAGUUCUAAGUUAAUUAGUAAAUUAAACUUAUCAUUUAAGGCAGUGGGUUUAAUCACUUUAAGCAAUCGCUUUUUACAGUGUGCAGUGUGAUUAUCCACAGAGUAUUGUUAAAAAUUAAUUAAUUGUGCACAAAAUACUGUGAAUUUUCACUACUGCAUUAGCUCACCAAAACACAAAGCUUGCAUGGCAUAAAAAAAACAGGGAUCCAGUCAGAGCGCAUUUAAGACACGCCCACACUUGGGAAUCCAGCCCUUUUCAUUGACUUUCUAAAGCGGGAAGCCUGCUUGUCAUUUCUGACUAAUAACAAAAACUGAAGCAUGUCUAAAAUCUGCCGUGCGCCAUGGUGUACAGCAAACAAGCUGAAAACCCAGACCUACAUAUUUAUAAGCUACUCAACUGUAAAAGCCAGCCUUUAAGGAAACCAAACUGGAUACUGGCGAUAAGGAAGAAGACUCUAAGAUGACUCGCUCAUUGAGAGAGUGGUUUAAAGAGUACAUGUCAGAGCGGCGCGGGCGAAAAAACCGCCUGGUCACCAAAGAUGGACGUUGCAACAUCGAGUUCGGCAACGUGAUGCACAGAAACCGCUUCGCCUACGUCCUCGACUUCUGGACCACCUUCGUGGAGACCCGAUGGCGGUUCAUCCUCUUGUAUUUUGUGGCGUCCUUCACCCUCAGCUGGUUCAUCUUCGGACUCAUCUGGUACUGGUUGGCAAGAAACAAUGGCGACCUGUUGUGGCAGAAUCCACCACCAGGUCAUAAACCAUGCGCUUUUAGCGUUAAUGAUAUGACUUAUGCCUUCCUUUUCUCACUGGAGACCCAGUCCACCAUUGGGUUUGGCAAUAUAUACGUCACUGACCAAUGUCCUGGAGGUGUGGCUUUGAUUGUAAUCCAGACUAUCAUAGGACUCUUCAUCAACAUCUUCUGGUGUGGUAUAGUCAUGACCAAAAUAUCCCUUCCAAAAAAGAGAGCCAAAACCAUCACCUUCAGUGAAUCUGCUGUCAUCUGCCCCAAAAAAGGCACUCUUUGCCUUCAAAUCCGUGUAGCCAACCUGCGCAAAACCUUAAUGAUCGGCAGUCAGAUUUACGGGAAGCUUCUGAGGACAACAGUCACGGGAGGUGAGACCGUCAUCCUGGACCAGGUCAGCAUUGACUUCAUGGUGGACGCCGGUAAAGACAAUCUGUUUUUCGUGUGUCCUUUAACCCUGUACCACAUCAUUGACAAAAGCAGUCCGUUCUUCAACAUGGCUGUGGACACGAUGCAUCAGCAGGACUUUGAGCUUGUGGUUUUCCUCGAUGGCAUGGCUGAAUCCACCAGCUCUGCCUGCCAGGUCAGGACUUCAUACAUCCCUCAGGAGAUCAUGUGGGGCUAUGACUUUCUCCCGAUCAUCUCCCGCAGCAAAGAGGGAAGGUACCGAGUGGACUUUUCCAACUUUGCUAAAGUGGUGCCUGUGCCAACCGCUCAUUGCACCCACUGCUACCACAAUGAGCCCGGAAACCAUCUCCAUCUCAAGGGCAUUGACAACAAGGGCUUUGAGGUGAUCGACAUUGAGCCGCCAAACGGCACCAAAAUGUAACGCUUUUUUGACUGACUGGUCAACAUCUUGCACUAGGCCGAAACCAUUGGACACUAAUGCCUUAUGUCUUUCAUUGUGUGUAUGAGAGGCGAGAGGAGUGUUUCAAUAUCUCGAAAUACCACUUGAGUGGGAACACUGCAGGAGUCCAUUUCUUUUAUCAAAUGCACUGCUUCACUCUUCGCAAAAACAAAGUUUUUUUUUUUGUUGUCUAUUUCACCUGACAGAAUUGAAAAGUGUGAAUUGUGGAGUGAAUUAUGGUUCUGUUCUUCUGUUUCGUACUGUAGACAUUGAUUUCGGAGUUUGAGUAUCCACUGGCAAUUAAUUAAUUUGAGAUUGACUUAAAAAGUUUUUUUUUUUUUUCUCAGAUUCCAGCCUGAGAUUCUGUGCUCUGAAUCACUCUGGGAUGUUGUUUCUUGUUACAUUUGUAGAUGAAUUGUAAAUUUGCAGAAGUGAAUGUGAAUUAUAUGUAAAUAUAAUUUGUACUUUAUUUGUACAUACAUUUUUUUUAUGAAAAUAAAAAAUGAAACGUAAUUUUUUUUUCAUUGUUAUGGCAUUAUAAAAACUCCAGCAGUCAACCAUUUUCCAGAUUUCACAGUUAAAAAUCACCACACGAGGGCGUAAAAGUAUAGAUGACAAACUCAGUUUGACAAAGUCUAGGAAUUAUAUACAGUUCUGGAAAAAAUAAAUAGCCCAUUUUUAAAUAAAUAUUGGU
Molecule: messenger RNA, 2371 nt
Organism: Danio rerio (zebrafish)
Lineage: Eukaryota; Metazoa; Chordata; Actinopteri; Cypriniformes; Danionidae
Source: RefSeq, a predicted model, not a curated record